Condylostylus longicornis is the source of this 1536-nucleotide messenger RNA. It is a transcript of the gene Task7, whose product is annotated as two pore potassium channel protein sup-9. The transcript has 7 exons. Gene Ontology annotation, cellular component: membrane. The record is from RefSeq and is a predicted model, not a curated record. Gene Ontology annotation, molecular function: potassium ion leak channel activity. Gene Ontology annotation, biological process: potassium ion transmembrane transport; stabilization of membrane potential. The coding region runs from base 169 to 1245 and encodes 358 amino acids. Lineage: Eukaryota; Metazoa; Arthropoda; Insecta; Diptera; Dolichopodidae.
GUUUAAAACAAAUAUUAAAAUACAAAACAAACUUGUGAAUUUAGAUAAAAUAUUAUAGUUUCAUCAAAAAGUAUUCCAAUAAAAAUAAUGUCUGGUGUUAUCGCAGAAGAGCAUUUUUGCUAAAAUCUAAACAAGGAAAAAAUAAUAAAUUUGAUUGAUAUAGAGGGGAUGCUCAUAGAGCGACAGGAUACAUUUUUUGGAUUGUUAUUACACUGCACUAUGAAACGACAGAACGUUAGAACAUUGUCAUUAGUCGUUUGUACUUUUACAUAUCUUUUAAUUGGAGCUGCAGUUUUUGAUUCAUUAGAAUCAGAAACUGAAUCAAGACGAUGGGAAUUUUUAACAACUUUAAAAGAUAAUUUUAUAAAAAAAUAUAAUGUUACUGCCGAAGAUUAUAGAAUGAUGGAAAUUGUAAUAAUUGAAAAUAAACCUCAUAAAGCUGGUCCACAAUGGAAAUUUGCUGGUGCAUUUUAUUUUGCUACUGUUGUAUUAGCAAUGAUAGGAUAUGGUCAUUCAACACCAGUUACAGUUGGAGGAAAAGCAUUUUGUAUGGCAUAUGCAAUGGUUGGAAUUCCAUUAGGUUUAGUUAUGUUUCAAAGUAUAGGCGAAAGAUUAAAUAAAUUUGCUUCAGUUAUAAUAAAAAGAGCUAAAACUUAUCUAAGAUGUAGUCAAACAGAGGCGACUGAAAUGAAUUUAAUGUUAGCAACUGGUAUGUUAUCUUCAAUUAUAAUAACAACAGGAGCAGCUGUAUUUUCAAGAUAUGAAGGUUGGAGUUAUUUUGAUAGUUUCUAUUAUUGUUUUGUAACAUUAACAACAAUUGGUUUUGGAGAUUAUGUUGCAUUACAAAAUGAUCAAGCCUUAAUGAAUAAACCAGGAUAUGUUGCUUUAAGCCUUGUUUUUAUUUUAUUCGGUUUAGCUGUGGUUGCUGCUAGUAUUAAUUUACUUGUUUUAAGAUUUAUGACAAUGAAUGCUGAAGAUAUGAGACGUGAAGAAGAGGAUGCAAAACAAAUGGUAGCUGCUUCAAAACCUUUAACAUUUCAAGAACCAUAUCAUAUGGUAAAUGGUCAAUUUGUAGAAAUGCGUGGUAAUUAUUAUUAUUCAGAUACUGAAGAACAAACAUCAAUUUGUUCUUGUACAUGUUUGGGAUCAAGAACUUGUCCAAAUCAUAAAGCUUUUUUAGAAUCUGAAUAUCGGCCGACAGACAUUAUUACAAGUACAUUUUGUUUGAAACGAGCUUCAGUUUGAGAAUCAACUUUUAAAUAAUUAUAGUUAUUUACAUAUUAUUAAUGUAUAUGUAUAUAUGUACAUUAUAUACAAUAUUUUAACAAGAUUUUAUUUAUGUACAUAUAUUUUGAAUAUUUUUAAAAUAAUGUAAAAAACAAUAUUAUCACAACUGAAUACAUAGAAUUUAUAUGUGUAAUUAUAAUUUAAAAAAUGAAACCUCACAAGAAACAUAUAAAAAAAUAUCAAUAUAUUGUAAUUUAAUCUAAUUUUAAAAUAAUUUUUUUGAAUAUUAUAUUGAAAUUUUUAAUUAUG